UUUUUAAUGAAUUACUGCUUUUCUAUCUGGAAAAGAUCAUAGCUUUUUGUUGAGUUAACAAUGACCACAUACAAGCUUGCUCCCACCCAGGAUUACAUGGAGUGACUAGAGUGGCCUCUUCAUAGUAAUACAUUACAAAAUAUAUUACUACUGUCACGCUCAGGAAUACAAUAUAGUUCAUUAAAGCCCACAUGUACAAUACGCAAGCUUAACCACUUGUGUAAAAUAGUGUUCAGUCUUUGUACUUUUGCUUCACGUAUUAUCCUUGAGUCACUGAAAACAAAACGCUAACCAUGGCUACUUUUGCCACUGUACCAUUAUUAGGAUCAAGUAACCCCUAUAUAUUUUCUUUAUGGGAACCAGUAACUUCAGUUUAUUGCCUGCUGCUUCUCAAGUUGCACAUUGUUUGAUCUCUGAAUAAUAAUCUCACACCAGUGCUGCUGGUUCUGUGAGGGACCUUGCCUCUCUGUGUCGCUUUUAUAAUUGUCCCCCAAUCAAGCACUCCUGCAGCUAUAAAAGAAUCCCCUUUUACGAGCAGCCAGCCAAGGGUAGCACUGGUCUUAAGAAGAAAGCUCAGCACAGCUGCGUGUAAAGUUACGUGUUACGUCAUCAACGCUCCCCACUCAUUCUACCUAUUGAUCCAGAUUUAUGGGAUAAUUCACUGUCUAUUUGGGUGGAUGCGAGCAUCUCCCUGCGCCAUAGAUGUGACCAAGCCAAAAUAGAUCAACGACAUCAUGGUCUGAGUUAGCUUGGAUGAUUAUUCUAGCAGUUCUUUAAGUUACUGUCAAUGUCUGUCUCUCACUUCUUUCUUUUUUCUUUUUCUUUUACUCUCCACGUUUCAGUCUCUUUGUCUCUCUUUUUCCUUCCCUCUUAAUCUGUCCCCAAGUCUUACUCGCGAUAAACACACAAUUUCACUCUUUCGUCCUCUAAAUUCUCUCCUCUUUGCUCUCUGUAAUGGGCUUUCUCACGAUCUCCUGCAGUCUCUUCCAUCUCUAUCUCUUCAAACUGGUCUUGCAAUCAAGAUCAAAAGACAGGAAGAGGGAUAUGCCCUCUCUUUGAGAAGGGGGAUGUGUGGUCUGCACCACCCACAUCUCUGGUCUGACAACCUGCACCUAAACAUUUCCUCUGAGCUAUAAUCUUGAAACAUAAUCUGGUCCAACCACUAUAAUUCACACAAGCUAUCCAGCAGACGCCAGUUUGUUGGAAGCUGUGAAAUACAGGAUGUACAUUUGGGCCCACUUUCUGCAGGGUGUAUGGAGUGUCUCUUGAAGCAACUACCGUAAGAUGUUUGAUGUGCGAGUUUGCAGUUUGGGGUGAAACUCGUAGGAGUACACUCCUGUCACAGAUACGGACUUGAGUGGAGGACGUUUUUGCUUCGUCGUGGUGGGUUAAAUUCAUGAGCCAUCGAAAUCACACAAAAAAAUCCCCUCUGAUUAAAACGAGGACCAUAAUAACCUCCAGCUAUUAUGACUUAAGACCAGUUACCUUUGCCGACAUAAGCCAGCCUUUCUCCUCCAACUGAGCAAUCCUGACAAUGGACAGACGUGUCUCCACAAGCUCGGAGGCUUGCGUGUCUGCUCUGGUAUUUGGGUCUGCAUGGUGCGGCCACGUUAUGGGAGGCCCCUGUCCAAGAAGCCCCUCCGAUUCCUCCAUUUUAUGAGCUUGAUCACGUGACUACAAUGACCACAACCCACCACUCUCCACUGAUGACUCACUGGCACUGGCAGAAAAGUAGAUCUACCACAGAAGCUGUCCACUGUGACUAACGGCAGUCCUGCUCCCUACUGUUUCAGGAAAAUCAUAUUUUCCAUAGGUUUUAUAGAAAAUGAAGAUCUGGAUGAUACAUGAAGAGAACACCGCAGUGAUGCAUUGGGAUUUAAAUCCAUUCGGGUGUACUUUCAAGAAAGCAGAGCAAGAGAAGGAGCCGGCCUACUGGAACUCUCAGGCCAAGGAGACCCUACAGGCAGCGCUUAAGCUCCGCCCCCGGGCACACCGCGCCAAGAACAUCAUCCUCUUCCUGGGGGACGGAAUGGGGGUGUCCACGGUGUCAGCCGCGCGAAUCUUGAGGGGCCAGAUGGAGGGCCACCUGGGGGAGGAGACGGUGCUAGCCAUGGACAGCUUCCCUUACCUGGCCCUCUCUAAGACGUACAGCGUAGAUAAGCAGGUAGCGGACAGUGCAAGCACGGCUACAGCGUACCACUGUGGGGUGAAGGCGAACGCUAAAACGCUGGGCCUCAGUGCUAAAGCUGUAGCCUAUGAGUGCAACACUACCUUUGGCAAUGAAGUAUUCUCUGUAUUACGGCGUGCCAAAGCACAAGGUAAGUCCGUUGGCAUCGUGACCACUACGCGCGUCCAGCACGCAUCCCCUGCAGCCGCCUAUGCACACUCGGUGAGCCGCAGCUGGUACAGUGAUGCCGACAUGCCCUCCAGUGCCCGCAGACAGGGCUGCGUCGACAUUGCCACCCAGUUGGUCACCAACAUUGAUAUUGACGUGGUGCUGGGUGGGGGGAGGAUGUACAUGACUCCUAAAGGAACUCCAGAUCCAGAGUACCCUACCUCCUCUUCAAGGAAAGGAGAUCGCAAGGACAAGAGGAAUCUCAUUGAUGUCUGGCUGAAUGCCCAAAAGAACAAGAAAUCACAGUAUGUUUGGCAUAGAAAACAGUUUGACGAGGUCAAUGUGAAAACAACAGACCGGCUCAUGGGUCUCUUCGAGCCCAAGGACAUGCGCUUUGAGGUGUUCCGGAACAUCUCUCGAGACCCCUCCAUCGUGGAGAUGACAGAGAAGGCCAUCCAGAUUCUCAGCAAGAACCCUAAAGGCUACUUCCUGUUUGUGGAAGGAGGGAGAAUCGACCACGGGCAUCACGAUGGCAUUGCCAAGCUUGCGCUAACUGAGACAGUGAUGUUUGACCAGGCAAUUAGGCGCGCCUCGCGACUCACCAAGGAGUCUGACACUCUCACCGUCGUUACGGCGGAUCACUCGCAUGUUUUCACCUUCGGAGGAAACACCCAACGUGGGAACCCCAUCUUUGGUCUGGCACCAAAGCAAGCGGAAGACAAGAUGCCAUUUACAAGCAUCCUGUAUGCCAACGGUCCUGGUUAUGUGCAUGUGAAUGGUACCCGAGGAAACAUCACUCUGGUAGAUUACUAUGAUGAGGAGUACAUGCAGCAGGCUGCUGUACCCCUGGACUCUGAGACCCACGGAGGGGAAGACGUGGCCAUUUAUGCCAAGGGCCCCAUGGCCCACCUUUUCCACGGGGUCAAAGAGCAGAACUACGUGGCCCACGUCAUGGCCUACGCCGCGUGUCUGAAACCCUACACUGACUGCCCCCCCAAGACACCCUCGUCCGAGGGACACGCGCACCCCUUCUCCAAGGCACUUCUCAGUCUCAGCGUCCUCCUGUUGCUCCUGUUUAGAUGACUGCGCACACACACACACACAUAAACACACACACACGCUCUCUGUCUCGCACGCACGGCUCAAUGUGGGAGUGUUUCUUUACAAAAAGGUACUCUUACACAAUCAAUUGUGAAAUGGAAGUUCCAGUGUAUCAUUCAUCUCAAAUUGAUGAAUGAAUAGCAGAUGACUGAGAAGUGUGUCUGGUUAACAGACAACAUUUUAAUCAUCAUGACUCAUUACUGCAGUAAACUUCUCCCAUCUGUAUCAUUGAAACUUCUUUUUCAAGAUAAUGCUCUUAGUAGUUGAUCAGAUGGACCUGCAUCAAAGAGCACAUAUCACAUUGUUUUUGUUCGGAAAUGUUUUUAAACACUUGCUCAUAACUGUUUCACAAAGCACAGUUUACAAGAGAAAAUCACGUUUACCUCAGCAUUGCAGAAGGUUGAUGAACUUUUGUUUACGGUCUUUGAAGCUUGUGUGCUGACCUCUGUGUCACCAACUUCAUGAAGCUGUCUUCUUCAGAUUGUACAUGCAUAUAUAUGCCAAUUAGCUUUAGACUCCUUUUCUAUGCGGGCGUUUUUUUUAUUAAUGUAUUUUGUAUGAACAUUUUUAUUGUGUAUUUUUAUACCAUUUGUUACCGAAUGUUUUAGUGUGUAUAAAAUGUAAAAACUAAAACAUUGUUGGCAUCCUGAUUCCAAAAAUGUAUUUAGUUUACUCAAGGUAUUCCUCAGGCUACAUUACUAAUUCAGAAACUGACUAGAGCAUCUUUUAUGAGCAGUAAUAGAGUACAGAGUACAGAUUAUUAUCUAAUCAGCAGUAUAUACAAUUUAUAAUGUGAAUUUGCAAUGACAAGAACUCCUGAUUUAAUGGUUUAAUGGUUGAUUGCUCUGGAAGAGUGCUUUAACAUCUGAGUCAGGCAUCAUAAACAAAACACCAAAUGUCAUAAAUGUAUUCUGAUGCACACAGUUACUGAAGAAAGGUCAACUACUCUGUUGAGAAUUUAGCACCCUUGCAGUUUACUCAAGGUAAUCCUCAGGCUACAUUACUAAAUCAGAAACAUUUCCUGCCUAAACCAUCUUUUAUGAGCAGUAAUAGAGUACAGAGUAUUAUCUAAUCAGCAGUAUAUGCAAUUUAUAAUAUGAAUUUGAAACAACAGAAACUCCUGAUUCAAUGGUUUAAUGGUUGAUUGUUCUGGAUAAGUGUUGGAGUGCUUUAACAUCUGAGUCAGGCAUCAUAGACACAACACCAAAUGUCAUAAAGAGAAAAAAAACAUGGAGCCAAUAGAAUAUCUCAUUGUGUAAGCUUGACAUUUCCUGGUCACAAAUAUGCAAACUGAAUCAGCAGAUACUGAAAUCUUAUAAUAAAUGGGCCAAUGUGUGUUACCAAUGUGUCUGUGAAAGCUGUGUAUAGAUAAUGUAUGUAGAUAAUAAUAAUCAGAACAAAUUGGUGUGCCACACCAACAAUCAUACUUGAUUAGUACAAUAAAACAUAUUACAAUUGCUUUAACAAAUGUAUUUUCGUUAAUAGACAAUGAGAAUGAAUUCAUAGUUAAUAAAUCUAGUUAAUAACUCUGUUAAUAACUUAACAAUUAAGUUAUGAACUCAUAGAUAACUUAAGUUAUCUGCCAUACAGCAAUUUGGUGUGAUCACUUACUUCAGUUACCACCAGUUGUUGUUUUUAUCAUUCAUUUUCCAAGAAAAAGUGCACAGUAUUUUAAGGAGCACAUUUUUAACAAUGCACUAACUGGCUGACUCUGCAGAUUCCCAUUGGCUACUUUUUAAUGUAUUACUUUAACGACCACAUGACCACCUUUAUUGGGAACUGUCACUUUAAAUUCAACACAGGCCACACAAAAUUGAAUUUAAGCAAAAUAUUCACAAUUGUCAAGCAAAGUAUCUUACAUGUAAUCGUAAUAUGGUAAAAGAAUGUCCAAAAUGCAUGUAGGUUUGCUUACAGCACACAAUGCUUAAUCUGUGUCUGUCAAUCCAUGUAGUUGGACAGCCUGUAUAGUUUUCUUCCUACACCAAUACUUCCAUCAAUGCAUUUGUGAAGAAUGAAUGAGGAAUGAUCUUAGACGGAGUGGUUAUGCCCUAUAAAAUUAUGUUUUGUCAUGACCUUUCAUCGUCCAAUUGU
This is a messenger RNA of Hypomesus transpacificus, 5527 nucleotides long. RefSeq names its product alkaline phosphatase, intestinal, tandem duplicate 1 (gene alpi.1). Gene Ontology annotation, molecular function: alkaline phosphatase activity. Gene Ontology annotation, cellular component: plasma membrane. Lineage: Eukaryota; Metazoa; Chordata; Actinopteri; Osmeriformes; Osmeridae. The record is from RefSeq and is a predicted model, not a curated record. Bases 1826 to 3418 code for a protein of 530 amino acids. The transcript is spliced from 11 exons. Gene Ontology annotation, biological process: dephosphorylation.